Messenger RNA from Sordaria macrospora k-hell, 825 nucleotides. RefSeq lists its product as uncharacterized. The record is from RefSeq and is a predicted model, not a curated record. Lineage: Eukaryota; Fungi; Ascomycota; Sordariomycetes; Sordariales; Sordariaceae.
AUGUCUGCCACCGAGAAUGCCAUGGCAAGGUUCCUUUUCGCUAUCCUCCAGCAAAAGUCUCUGAAGGACAUCGACUGGAACGAAGUAGCCGCCAGCCCAUUUCUCUCCCAAAAGAUAUCGAACGGCCAUGCCGCCCGCAUGCGCUACUCGCGAUUCCGAGCCUCCAUGUUGGGCACCGAACCCCGACCGAGAAACCGUACGAAUCCCGACAAGAACCGAGUUACAAAGACCAAGAAGGAGGAUGGAGAAAGGCCAAAGACGAAGGCAGUCAAGGUUGAGAAGGGGAAGGAAGGAGGGGAAGAGUCCAAGAGCCAAUCCUCCCAGACUUCGCUGCCAUCCCCGCCUCUCAAGGACGACCAAGAUUUCAUACAUCCCGAACCAUCAUCUCUCGACAACAUCUACCCGACGCCAACCUCCAUGGCUACGCCUAUGCCCGACAUUCAACCAAGGAUGCAAUGGCGUCACCUCACUCCCUGCAGCGACUCCGAUGCUCUGACGACUUCACCACACAUUUAUACUCCGGCGGUAGGCCAGGCUUGUCCCACCGACAUGCUUCUCGGCCAUACCGACACUCCUUUUGAUUACACCGGCUCGGCCGCCACCACCACCACUGGAUCCUGGCAGCCCACUUUACCUGCCUACGCUGGCUACGGAAUGGGAUAUGAGCUGGAUACCUACGCGACUGCUUAUGCCGUGAGCGACUCCCAGCAGAAUGAACAGCAUGCUGCUGAACAACUUCAAGUACACGCUGCCAUGCUGGAACACGAAAGUCAUACCGGAAUGAUCAAGCAGGAGGACUGUGAAGCUCAGGAGUAUCAGUGUUGA